AUGACGACGAUAUCAACUUAUACCCUGCCGGCACCUGUCGAGGAAAAGUACACCGCGGUCUACCACCGGGAGUUUGUACUUGAGCAGCGAACAGACCCUACUUAUACCUCUACCCCAUCGGCACCCACGGAUUCGAUCAUACCACCGAAGACUCAGCGUGCACUGCUUCUCCAUGCUGCGGGUGAACAAUAUACCCUGGUAACUGAUCAUGCCAUCCCGGAGAUCUCCCACAAGGAUGAGAUUUUAGUUAAGAUCCAAGCAGUCGGGUUAAACCCUGUCGAUUGGAAGGGCCCAGCCUUCAACUUCGGCCUUCCGAGUCUACCAUGGAUCAACGGUCGUGAUCUCGCAGGAGAAGUGGUUCGGGUCAAUAAUGAGAACAGUCGGGUUCGUGUCGGCGAUAAGGUGCUUGUUCCCUCAACAGAUUAUCGUGAUAUUCGGAAAGCAGCCUUCCAAGAAUACGCCGUUGCCACCCACUUCAACGCCGCACGUAUACCAUCUAACUCCUGCGUGCAUGCCUCUGCAUCGCUCGGUGUCGCCUUUGUUGCCUCGGUUCUAGCACUUGGUGUAUCACUCGGCCUUGAUUUCAGACAGUGUCUACAAUGCCCGGGGCCCAACCUGCAGGAUACGGUCACUCAGCUUGAUAUCAAUGACAUACCGGCGGAUAUUCGUGGGGAGUGCUUUUCGUCCAGUGCAGUACCAGAGCGCCUCACAUCCACCACAACCGGAUAUAUCACGCUCCAGCUCGCCAAGCUUGCAGGCCUCCGCGUCAUCUGUGUAGCAGACAUCGCCCGUCACGGCUCGCGACUUCAUCAACUCGGUGCAGAUGUUCUUGUUGAUCGACAAGAUACGGAACGGGCUGUAGAUAUCAUACGCGGAGUCACCGGGGGUAAACUCCGAUAUGCUGUUGACAUUGUCGGGGCGGAGACGGCCACUCUACUACAGCGCACACUCGACGAUACUAUCCGCGAGGAUGGAUCCCAUUCCCAUUUGCUUGGGUUGACAGGCCUACCGAAGGAAAGAAAUGAGGCCUUGGUAUAUCACACUGUUCCGAUCAAGCUGUUCCAUACAUCGCCGACCGUGGGAGAGCAGAUGGUCUCCUGGUUGGAGGGUUUGCUCGAGACAGAAGCACUGCAACUGCCGGAGGUUGUUCGACAUGAGGGUGGGUUAGGGAGUAUCAAUGAGUCGUUGGAGGUGUUGCGAAAGGGAAGUGUGUCGGGGAAGAGGAUUGUUGUUGAUAUGGAGUAG
Messenger RNA from Aspergillus welwitschiae, 1245 nucleotides. RefSeq names its product zinc-binding alcohol dehydrogenase family protein. The transcript is spliced from 4 exons. Gene Ontology annotation, molecular function: oxidoreductase activity, acting on NAD(P)H. Bases 1 to 1245 code for a protein of 414 amino acids. NCBI's taxonomy places the organism in Eukaryota, Fungi, Ascomycota, Eurotiomycetes, Eurotiales, Aspergillaceae. The record is from RefSeq and is a predicted model, not a curated record.